Molecule: messenger RNA, 1926 nt
Organism: Mesorhabditis belari
Lineage: Eukaryota; Metazoa; Nematoda; Chromadorea; Rhabditida; Rhabditidae
Source: the annotation of a GenBank genome assembly
AUGGCCAAAGUGAAUGCCAUUGGAAUCGACCUUGGAACAACGGAUUCCUGUGUGGGAGUCUUUGUGAAUGGCAAAAUGGAGAUAAUAGCCAACGAGCAAGGCAACAAGAUCACCCCGUCCUAUGUGGCUUUCACCGACUCGGGACGGCUCACUGGGGAAGCGGCGAAGAAUCAAGCGGCCGUCAAUCCGCACAAUACGAUCUUCGGUGCCAAGCGCUUAAUUGGCCGCAAAUUCGAUGAUCCAGCCGUUCGAUCGGACACGAAACACUGGCCAUUCAAAGUUGUCGCAGCUGAUACGAGAAAACCGCAAAUCGAAGUCAUGUACAAGGGAAAUAAGAAAAUCUUCACGCCAGAGGAGAUUUCUGCGAUGAUCCUUACCAAAAUGAAAAUGACAGCCGAAGCGUUCAUUGGCUCGUCAGUCGAGGAUGCCGUCAUCACCGUGCCCGCUUACUUCAAUGACUCUCAACGUCAAGCUACAAAAGAUGCUGCAGCAAUUGCUGGCUUAAACGCGUUGCGACUCAUCAACGAGCCGACGGCUGCCGCAAUCGCCUAUGGAUUGGACAAGAAAUUCGAUAGUGAACGCAAUGUGCUCGUCUUCGACCUUGGCGGUGGAUCGUUCGACGUGUCGAUUCUGACGAUUGAAGACGGGAUUUUCGAAGUCAAAUCCGUUGCCGGUGACACGCAUCUUGGAGGCGAGGAUGUCGACAAUCGAAUGGUCGAUCAUUUCAUUGCCGAGUUCAAACGCAAACACAAGAGAGAUCUGUCAACAAAUGCCAAAGCUGUUCUUCGUCUGCGAUUGGCUUGUGAACGUGCCAAGCGGACACUCUCUUCAUCUUCUCAGGCUCAGAUCGAGAUCGACUCGCUCUUUGAUGGAAUCGAUUUUUACACCAGUAUCACACGAGCUCGCUUUGAGGAACUUUGUGCCGAUCUCUUCCGCUCAACAAUGGAUCCAGUCGAAAAAGCUCUUCGUGAUGCUAAAAUGGACAAAUCUUCUAUUCAUGAAAUUGUGCUUGUUGGAGGAUCGAGUCGAAUUCCUAAAGUACAAGAAAUGCUUUCGGACUUUUUUUCGGGCAAAGAACUCAACAAGUCGAUCAAUCCGGAAGAGGCGGUUGCUUAUGGUGCGGCCAUUCAAGCAGCUAUCCUAUCCGAGGAUAAAUCUGAAGCCAUUCGAGAAUUGCUUCUUUUGGAUGUGAACCCACUCACCCUUGGAAUCGAGACUGCUGGUAGCCUUGAGGGAAAAAAAAUGACAGUUGCACGCUUCGCUAAUACUUUCGACAAAAAGGAGAUCAAAACGAUUUCUGACGGAACCGAGUCUAUCAUUGGGGUGAUGACAGCGUUGAUGAAAAGAAACACGACCAUUCCAACGAAAACGUCCGAAAUCUUCACGACAGAAGUCGACAAUCAGCGGGAAGUGCUCAUUCAAGUUUACGAGGGCGAGCGUGCGAUGGCCAAGGACAAUUAUCUACUGGGGAAAUUCAAGCUUUCCGGAAUGCCUUCAGUUCUUCGUGGAAUACCAAAGAUUGAGGUCACAUUCGACCUCGACCCCAAUGGAAUCCUCAACGUGUCUGCAACAGACCAGGCGACUGGCAAGGCUAAUAAAAUCACGAUCACUAAUGAUAAUGGCCGGCUUUCCAAGGAAGACAUUGAGCGUAUGAUAAAAGAAGCUGAACAAUUCAAUGCCGACGAUGCUCUGCAAAGGGAACGAAACGAGGCAAAGAAUGCUUUCGAGUCAUUUGCUUUCAGCUUGAUGGAAGCACUCGAAGAUGGUAGGACAAUCGAGGAACAGUGCACUGAGACUAUUCAUUGGCUCGAGACAAAUCAAACUGCUAAGAAGGAGGAGUUCGAGCGUCGACGAAGAGAAUUAGCGGCAAUCUGUGAUUCGUUCAUAAAGAAGAUUAAUGAGGCAUCAAAAAUUGCUUCCGAUUAC